AUGCGCGCAGUCGUCUACGAUAAACCUUUCGCUGUUACGGUUCGCGAUGUCGACAGGCCCAAGAUCCUGCAUCCUGAUGAUGUCAUAGUCAAAGUGACGACAACGUGUAUCUGCGGAAGUGACUUGCACAUGUAUGAAGGAAGAACAGCCGCCCAGGCUGGUAUCGUUUUUGGACACGAAAACAUGGGAGUUGUUGAUGAAGUAGGCACUGCGGUCACACUGCUUAAGAAAGGCGAUCGCGUUGUCAUGCCCUUCAACGUCGCAUGUGGCAGGUGCUUGAACUGCGAAGAAGGCCGCUCCGCCUUCUGCAAGGAGGUUAAUCCUGGUUUUGCAGGAGGCGCCUAUGGAUAUGUCGCCAUGGGUCCGUAUCCUGGUGGCCAAGCAGAAUACAUUCGCGUCCCGUUCGCCGACUUCAAUGCGCUUAAACUUCCUCCUGGAACGGAGUACGAAGAAGAUUUCGCUCUGCUUGCAGAUGUGUUCCCUACUGGUUGGCACGGCGUCCAGCUUUCGGGCUUCAAACCUGGCGAAUCCGUCGUCGUUUUCGGCGCGGGCCCGGUCGGGCUCAUGGCAGCCUACUCCGCCAUCAUACGCGGCGCCUCCGAGGUCUACGUCGUCGAUCGAGUGCCUGAGCGCCUGAACAAGGCGAGGGAGAUCGGAUGCACCCCUAUUGAUUUUAGUAAAGGCGACGCGGUGCAGCAAAUUCUCGAUUUAAGGAAUGGAGAGGAAGUCCAUCGAGGUGUCGACGCUGUCGGCUACCAAGCCACGACCGGAGACGGGAAGACCGAGCAGCCCAACGCCGUUCUCGAAGCGCUGAUCCGCGUCGUCCGUCCGACUGGAGGACUGGGUAUCCCCGGUCUGUACGUCCCGACCGAUCCGGGUGCGCCGGACUCGGCUGCUGCUAAGGGAUAUAUCUCGUUCCCGUUUGGGAAAUUAUUCGAGAAGGGAUUGUCGAUUGGCACUGGACAGUGCAACGUCAAGGCGUAUAACCGCUAUCUCCGUGACCUGAUCAUCGCAGGCAAGGCAAAGCCGUCGUUCAUCGUGUCGCACAACCUUCCCUUGGACGACGCCGCAGACGCGUAUGAUAAAUUCGACCGUCGCGUCGAUGGGUACACCAAGGUCCUGCUUCAUCCGUGA
Messenger RNA from Cyclocybe aegerita, 1134 nucleotides. Lineage: Eukaryota; Fungi; Basidiomycota; Agaricomycetes; Agaricales; Hemipholiotaceae. The record is from the annotation of a GenBank genome assembly.